UCUCCUAGUAAUUGUGCCUGAAUAUCGCAUUCCUUGCUAUUGAUCGCCAACAUCGUACCGGGCAAUCUCAUGUCGAUCUUUGUCCCGCAUGCCAUAAACCCGCACGGUUGGCCAAAACUCCUGGAAUGUUAGCAAUACUUUGAAACACAAUGACUAAAAUGAUACAACUGCCGGACGGGGGUCAGAAUCAGCAAAUACCAGAUGUAACCCACAAGGACAGCUGCAGUGGGGGUGUCCCGUUCACUACGACAAACCCACAAGCGACUUCAACUCCUUCUGCCAAAGUACAGGAGCUACAGCAGGCUACAAAUGAUACCCUAGGUGAUGUGACGGAGAAACCGCACCCCAAAAACCGCCGCACAUCUACUCGUCGUUUUGCGGUCGGAUCGGGUCGCAGCGACGAUGAUCCUUCUACUUCCACAUCCUCAACCACAUGCUCGUCGAUCGCUUCUUUAUCGAUGGUGUGUGAUACCGAAAGCCGUACAUUCAAGAUGCCAUCUGUUAUGGGACCAUCGGAGUCAAGAAUUAUAUGUCGAUUACCGCUGGAUCGGUUGGAAACAAUCUUAAGCUCUUUGGAUAUCGCAAAACGGAGCAAAAAUGGUGCCACAGACAUUUCGCCAGUCGAUACGGUUCUGGAUUUGAAUAAAUCCCUACCAACAGAUGGAAGCACAUUAACAUCAACAGUGACGCAGCUAUCGAAACAAAUUCAGUUAGCACAAGAUGAGUAUGGUCCUUUGUACAAGCUGCUCUGCCUUUACUGCGAACGGACGUUCAGCAACCAGAAGCUUAUGUUUAAGCACACUGAUCGAGUGCAUAAGCUGUCGAAGGACAGACGUAGCAGCUCGCGCGUUGUGUCCACGACUAACAUUGCAGACGUUUCCUUAUGCUGCAAUUUUUGCUACAAAAGUCGCACACUGAAACCAUCGUCGGAUGAUUUACCGCAGCUAUUUAAACAUUUGGUUACGCACCAUUCCGAUCGAUAUUACGCCUGCGAGCAGUGCAUUUUACGGUUUCCCUGCGAGGAAGCUCGCGAAGCACAUAUGGAAGCAAUACAUCCAGCGGCAAAUGGUGCACGACCUAAAUCAAAGGCAGCUCUUAAAGCGUUCAGUCAUAAUCGCAAUAAAACAACCAAUCACCAUAGUCUUACCCUGCCCAGCAGUGCAACAGUUAAAAGUAGCAGAUCUGCUAAGAAAACACUCCACAAUCGCACCACUAAUGAUGAACUCCACGAAAGAGACCAGCCUUCAGAUACGGAAACACCCGCUGGCACUGGUGGCCAGAAUGCACGGUUGCGAUCAUCGCCAAGGAAUACGAUGGCCCCAUUGCAAAGUCGCGGAGAUGGGAAAACCAAAAUGAAGACGAUAGUUUUCAAAAAAUCCGAGCGGUUACUUAUGCGCAAUGCAGAGCCGAUGCUGCUGUCCCGGUUGGGUAUUGCUCAGCAUCGGUUGCCCCGUCAAAGUCGACGUCUGCUGGCAAUCGCUUCUUCCUGUGCCAGGGGUGAUGCACUUUCAUCGUCAUCAUCAUCAUCGUCGUCAUCGUCAUCGUCAUCGUCGUCGUCAUCAUCAUCUACCGCAGGUCGGGCAAGCAGUAGAAAAAAGCAUAUCGCUUUGAGUUUGGACGAGUCCCAGAAGGUAGACAACUGCGUUAUUAAGGUAACGAAACUUAAAAGUAUUCGCUCGUCGCUGAACAAAAUCACCGUAACUUCCACUUCCGAUGGUGGUAGCGGCGGCAUCGAUUCCGGCAAUCAAACAUCCGAUCCCAGCAGCGGUCGCACCAAAAUCAGCGAUUUUGUAUUAACAACGACAACUGGAGUGGCUCCAAGCAGCGGUACUACUUUUCUGCAAGGGCGAAGUGGAAUCGGUUGCAGUUAUACGGCAUCCAACAAUGCCAGUAGCACUACGACUGGUGGCAAUAACAAUUGCAGUAUUAUGAGCAGCACUACUGGGAACACUGGAAUUAGUGUUAAUAGUGUUGGGCUGUUCGACGUAGAUUUCUACGAAAAUGUUACUCGCAAUGUUAACAUAAAUUUAAGUCGCUUUUUGGAUGGAAAGCUGCAGCUUUCUCCGUCGGAUAUGCCGUCCCCCAGCGUUAGUGCAGUUAAUGCAGCGCCGCCGACUGUGCGGUCGAUUGUUGUACGGAGUCCGACGGUGACUGACAGCAAGAUAUACGAGGCGACGGAUUUGCCAGUAGGCGGAGUCAUGUUUCCAACGUUGCUUACGGUCGAGCAGUAUGGUACGGAUGUCGGGCCGGGACUAUCUUCGAUGGCGACGUCGUCGGCAAAGGCGAAGAAACCGAUUACGAAAAACUCCUGGAAGUGGAAGUGGGAUUUCGUAAAGAAAUACAAGUACGUUAAUGAGAAUGGGCGGAUUGUGAAGAAAAUUAAGCAACCAACGCUUGGUUUGCGUGAUCUCUCCAAGCUCGAUAUGUGGACGCAGCUAACGAUGCGAAUGAAGCACGAGGAGGUACGCAAAAGCAUUUCGCAUAACGAACGCGACGAUGCACCAAAAGAAGAGUGUGUUGCAGUAUUACGUCAAAAUAAGCAAGCCAUGGUGGACCAAUUGGAUCAGAUACUUGACGCACGUUUGCUACCUCAAAUUGAUCUGGAGCAAAACGAUCAGCGAAUAAUAAAGGUAGAGCCUACAGACGAACAACCAAGCAUAGACAACGGCAAUGAAUCUUCCAAGUCCCUUAUCCCAUUGCCUAGCGGCAACGAGGAAGAUGUAACAUUGCCCCAUACAGACAUGGAUCUGGGACAGGCAUUUUUGCAAGGGCUUGAACUGAUGAAACUUGUGCAACACAAUAACCUGCUCCCGGUCGUACUGAGUGGCGAAUGGGCCCGCCCACGGUGUUAUAUUUGCUACGGCUGUGGGGACAAGUUUAAUUCGCUGAAGCAAGUAGAAGAACAUCGCAUUUUUCGCCAUCCGCACGUCUACUCAACGUUUUACGAAAUAGUAGGCCGCGAGCUCAUCGAGAAGCGAUUGUACAAGCACUUUUUCAUCCCCUUCUCAGCAUUGGCGGCUCAUCGUUUGCAUUAUUUGCGUUUGGCUGAGCCGGAGUUUGAGCCAGAAGGUUCGGGUCCGUAUAUCGAUGGCACCUACAAGAGCAUGAAUCUUGAAAUUAAGAACGAAGACUCUUCCUCCAAUGAAGCCACUUCCGUUUCCACAACAACAAGCGCUGCAUUAGUUUCAUCUUCACGCUCUUCAAUCUCCAGCAACUCGAUUACGACAUUAGCAACAUUAAUGGAUGCUAGUGCCGACUGUGUCACUUCCCUCACCCAUUAUGCACCUGCUCUCGCAGAGGACGAAGGCGAAAGCAGUACAGUAGUAUGCAGCAAAUGUAAAAAAGAGUGUCAGAAUAUGUUGGUUUUGUAUGCGCACAUGCUACAUUGUUCCAACGAUUACGUUUGGCUGCAAGCGAAAAAACGAAUGAAGUAUCGUCGUGCUAGACGUCGACGAGGCGGUAACCGAAAUACUUCCGGCACAGUCGGUGGGCUGAACUGUGCUGCGUCACUGCUGGCUACUGUGCGUAAAGCACAGCAAAAUCUGCAGACUUCGGUGGAAAAGUCGGAAACGGCAUCUACAACCUCCACGUCGUCUUCGAAAGAUGGCGGGUUAAGUAUUGACCUCAUCAACAGUUCCAACACAAGUACGACAAGCACCAGCAAUGGUAGUAUUGGAAAUACCAGUCAUUCGCCUAGCAAUAAGAAGAAAUCCAAGUCACCAAAGCCAAAGGACACUGACAGUGACAUUGUGAAGCGUCUGUUAGCCAAUCUACCUGCAAAGCGAAACUCCCGGCAAAUAAUAUUGCAAACAGCGAAGCAACUCGGCAAGCGAUCUAAUGUUAAAGGACGGGUACCACUUGUAGCUUCAUCAAAGGCAUCGAAAUGCGUCGGGUUAAAGUCUCGCCACUCUCUCGGUGCAGUGGCCCCGCGAAUAACCAGCCCCAAAGAGACAAAAAAAGUCAACGUCGCUUCACGAUUAUCAACAGCAGCGUCCCUUCCUACUACGAAAGCAGAUAAACAGCCUAUUCGCGAUGGAUCUACUAGUACGACUCUAUCGGAUACCUCUACUGCUGCCUCAUCGAGAAACCUACGAAGUACGUCGGCCGAUCAUAGUCGCUCUCCACAAAGAGAGGAAAAUGGUACUGUAAGUGGUAGCACAAGAAGUAAGUGGACCUCAGCAAAAGUGCAGAAGAAUUCGAUAUCGAAGCAGAAGGAAAAGCGUAGUCAAAAUAGCACACGAGUGAAGAAGAUCGAAGGGGAAAACAAAAAAGUUCUACAAUGGAAAAAAACAAGUCGUCAAUUCCGGCGAAUGUCAACAGGUGGCAAACGAAUUUUACGCAGUGGAUGCUCUCGAGAAAUACCAGUAUCUGGUCGUAAGCCCCAGUUAAGAAAGAAAGCGAUACCCGGGCGAAAAGGGAAGCUAAAAAAAUCAAUUGGUAGUUCGCCGGUAGACUCGAGUUCGAAAUCGGUUGGUAAGGAUGUUGGAACACCCACGACUUCAUACAGCGAUCAAGAGAGGGAAAAUGUUCAAGAAGACAGUCGGCAUGAAGAAUCGACGAACUCCAUUCGAACGGUCGAGUUCGAUAUUGCAAAAGAGAAGGAUAUUGAAAACAAAACUAACGAUACAAAUGAUACACACGUGUCGGAAGAAAAUUCAAGUAAUGUUCAACCAAUAACAGAAACAGCACCUUACAAUGAUCACCUCAGUGAACACCCAGAGAGGGAGUCACUUGUCGAUUGUGGUGAAAUAGUUGAGCAAGAAGAGACCGUUCAUGCUUUAAACAAACAGACCUCUUCUACUGCUAGCAUAGAUGGAAAAGGAAUAGAACAAUUACAGACUGAAAACGAGGGUAUACAAGAAGUAACAGGCAGGUUGGAACAGUUCAAGGCACCACCAAAUCAUGAGUUGGCAAGUGAGCUAGAAAACAAUAAUCCUGAAUCACUCUGCCAAACAGAAGUGCAUUCGCUACUGAUUUCGUCUGAUAAAGUGCAGAACGAUACUGACGUUGACAUGAUCGCCUCUUCGUCAUCUUCGGUGAACAGCUGUCCGUACAAUCGUCCGCUAUUAGACAGUAGCAGUCAAUCACCAGCGAGCAAACGUAAGCCUAAAAAAUUGAACGAUUGUAUAGCAAUGCUAACGGGAAAGCUUUCAGAAAGAUUAGGUGUAGAUUUUUUUAACAGUCAAACGCAGCGAAAAAGUUCCGAUUCCGUAGAACAAACGUCUCAGACAACACCGGAGAAGCCAACAACAACGGCGCCCAUGUCUGGUUCGUUUCAAGUAGAAGAAGCAUCAACUCUAGAGUCACCACAUUCAAAACAUGAGUUUGUCAUGUUACCAUGUAAAAGCCAACUAGAAGUAGUUGCAACCCCUGCUCAGCACUCUUUACACGAAAAACCGCCGGUAUCGAUAAAUCCUAAGAGUUCUGUGCUAUCAACCCCACAGUUCGACGACAUACCUGAUCAAAAAAUGAAAUUAGACAUCCAAAAUCCACAUCAAAUGGCAAACGUUUCUCUGGUGGUAAACCACUUGCGAUCUGGAGGUAAUCUUUCUGAAGGAUGUAUGCCAUCUUUGCUAGAAACGGGUGCAAUACCACCUUCAACCAGCGUAUCCGCACAUGAAAUAGAAGAUCACUUGUCUGAUGAGCCGUUAAAUUUAUCAAAAACCUGCCGCGAGCGUCGAAACACGUACAAUUCGAUUUUGACCCAAAAGGGUUCUCUGCAUCACCAACAACAGCCAUUUCAUCAACAACAGCAACAUCAGCCAUAUCAGCAACAACAGCAUCAAUCUGGCUCCCGUCCUGGUUCGCCUACCCUACAUUCUACAGAAAGUCAUUUGCAGCAACACAACCUUCGCAUGCAACCGGCGGUAUCGCACAGCCAAAAAUAUCUGCCCCCACACAUGGUACCAAGCUUGAUGCAUCAGAAUCCACUUCGGAUAAGCCUUACUGUCGACCAGACAGAAUCAAACACGGGCUCAUCCUGUACAAUAACGCCGAAGCCUGGGAGCGGAAAUUUAUCGUCCAUUAAACUUCCCCCGGGCUUGAUUAUAGAGCGGGUGGAGUAUAAGCAAUCGCGUCCCGUCAUUUCCAAGGAAGCUCCAUCCGUGACAAUCGUAGCACGGCACCGUCAGCUUCCCCAUACCGCCAAUUCUCAUUCAGAAGAGGCUACGGAAAAUCGUAAAUCGACUGCCACCGUAACAAUGCCUUCAGUUGCUGCAGGCUUUUCAUCGCCUCCGUUUGCGCAUUCACUAUCAAUGGCCGAUUCACAACCCCAAAUAUCGAUGCAGCAACACUUUUGUAGCGGUAGAGAGCAUACGAAAAAGGUGUUCGAUGGGAGUAGCAGUAGCACCAGCGGUGCUCAUACUGCCAAUAUCCUACCAAUUACGCCAGACCAAAUGGCAAGCAAUAAUGUACGCGUUCUGCCGGCGACCGAAAAACCAACUCAAACCGUCGUUCCGUUUGUAGAGAAUCGCAUUUCAGUGACUAUCACCGAAGCGAAACCCCCAUCGGACCGUCUACAGGAUGUACGCAUACGUCCGAGGAAUAAUUCUUCCUCAGCGUCCUGCUCUCUACCGCCGGCAAGCCAUUCGCAACCAUUUAAAUCUCAACGAAAUGAUAAAGCACUGCCGCCGACAAGCUUUUCAGCUAAAGCGCAGUCAGCAAGUCCGGCACCAACGGUGCAACUACCUACGCAGCAAGCAGUUGCGAAAGUACCGUCAUUUCGUCACCAACAGCUACCGCAAAAUCUCUCGAGUGUAGGGGUUCCGAAUUCUUCGGAGAAACCUCAUCAUACAACGUUGAUUAUACCACACGUUCCAAUGCCGCACCACGCUCCUCCACCGCAAAUGACAACCAAUGCAACCAAACGAGGUCGCCGGAAAAGCAUUUUUGUAUCAUCCCCCAUAACCGACGGUGGUCUGUCCGUCCCAGAAUCAACAGGCACCUCGUGUCGUGAAGCGAAGAAGAUAACAACUGUGAACAGUACAACCGAUGCAUCGAUCCAAUCGCUACGUUCCAUCCUUGCACCAGCACAAUCGUCCUUUGCACCAACGGCGGACAGUUUAUGUAGGGCUAAUAUGCUGGCUUCUAUGUCGUUUUCAUUGCUACCGCCCGGUUUACUGGGAGGGCCAGCGAGCAUGGGACUGGACUUGCAGCGGCUGGCUGCGGUUGGACUACCCGCUCACUUAAAACCGCCGGUUAUUCCACCCCUGACCGUUCCCGUCUCGACUUCUUCGGCAACGUCUUCCGCCACUUUGUUGGAGAAAAUCCUGCAACCGACCCGCAACGAAGCGCUCACAAAUGCUCUCGAACAAUCUUUAAAAAGUGCCCAAUCUUCUUCACGACCUUCGGAACAACAACUUGUUGCGUCAGAUAAUGUGCCAGUGUCGUUCCUGUGCAAUCAGAACACGGAGAACAUCCAACAUGGGCAACAAAAUAGAGACGUUACAGGGACGAUUCCGUUUGAUCAUGUGCAAGCAACAACAUUACCAUCGCGUACGGUGAAGAUGCCAGAAGAAAAAUCAUCCGGUGGUAGAAGCAAAAAAUCCUCUUCGUCCGGGCGUUCCGCGAAGAGAACUUCGUUUGGUGACAUUGAUCGAAAAACACUGAUGGAACAAAUUUGGAAUGCAUCCAUCGUCGAUGCAAUGAUGGAGAAAGAUGCGAAAUUAGAAGGCUCCCGGUUGAUGCUACAACACACAAUUCCAACGCAGCAGCAUGACAGAUGCAGUGCGUUGACCGGUCCGGAGAAACCGCUUGCACCGCUACAGGCCGUGGACGGUUCAUCCGCGAACAGCGUGGAUUUAUGCGAACCCCGCACCACAGUUUCACCAAUUUUUAGUAAUACCCCAGAAGAGAAGGCAAAUUCUAAUGAAUCACAUUCCCAUCAAUCGAAACAAAAUCUUCACAACGAACUAAAAGAGCACGACGGCAGCAAAAAACAACCAUACGAAGAAGAACGAUUGCAAGAACAGAAUGACCAACCAAGCGCGAAUAAGGUGUUAUCCCAGGAAGAAAAAGUAGACCGGCAGAAGGCUCUUGAACUAUCAGUUCAACUAGAACCAAACGAUCUUACGGUUAUCUCACGGACGCUGGACCAAUCUACACAAGCAGAGGAAAACAAACUCGGGAAAUCCCAAGCAGAAAGGCUAUUCGAAAAAGAAUCUGACAAAAUUUACCCGAAUGAACCAAAGUCCACAGUUGAUAUGGAGAAUAACGUUCAACGAGCUGGGGAGCUGAAUAAUGUGGAGCAAGCAGAACAAACGCCAGAGAAAGACUGUCCAAAAUUGGCUGCAGAUGGAAAUUUGAUGCCAGCAGAUUCGACCGAAACGGCCAAGUGGAACGAGCAUUGCGUACAGGCGGAAAGUAUAACACCGACACCAAAAGUUGUACGAAAGCGUAGGAAAAACGAGCUAGCUUCUAUUUUGUCCGACCAACUGCUCGAAAGCUUCAAAGAAGUGGACAAAUCACGUCUUAGCGAUUUGAAGCUGCUGCACGAUAUAACCUGUGAGACGCCCGACGUCAAGUUCACCUUGGAGCAAAUCCCACAGCUGGCAAAGCGCAAAUCGAAUCCGCCACGAAUACCAGAAUUAGUAUCACAGUUCGCAUCAUCAUCAGAUAAGGUCACAACACUUAGCGUUGGCGGUAAAAAGCUGGGAACUAAUAAACGUAUUCCAAAAGAUGUGGAAGGCAGAGAAAAAGCUGAUGAAACGUGUGAAUUGGCAGUCGCUGAUAAGCAGCGCAUUGCUAGUACUCAGGAGCAGGUCCUAACACUUGCUCGUCCUCCGUCUGAUCAAAGCGAUACGGCACCUUCGGUGAAGGAAAGCGCCACAAAACAACAGCAGUCAACAUCGUUUGUACCGACCCGCAGAACCAGAAAGCUUUCGGUCGAUAUCGAACGACUUCGUCCGGUAGCAUUGGCGAAAAUGGAACGGAUGGCACAGAAAAAUGUUUCACAAAAGAUUGCAGGGCAUUUGGAUGUAGCCUUACCGAAAGCGCAAAAAGAUCCUCCAGUCAGUAGAAGCGCCAAGGGCGGUAAGGUAGCCCAAACGAAGGGAAAAGGUUCCUUCAGUUUAAUGGAGGAUGGGGCGAAACCAGGCACUCAUAUCGAAAUAUCCGACUCCAUAGAAGCAAAUGAUACAAGCAAAGAUGUUGCUGGUUUGGAUCUUAAGACUCUAGCUGUUGAGGUGCCACCGGUGGGAAACAAACAGGCCAAGGAUAACAAACUCUCGAAACAAAAAAACAAAGAACAAACGCCUACAGCAAUAAUGCCAUCAGGCGAUGUAGUAGAUGCGCGGGGAAUACUCGAGCAGAGCAUCAGUGUCCGUGGAUUACCGGAAGCAGUAUCGAAGCUGGGGGACAAAAAGUCGGCACCGACCGUUGCUACUACCAUCAUCAAGCGGGAACGUCGGAAGUCUGUGUUUGUCGAUCGAAACAUGGCCAAAUACGUUGAACGCGAUAAAGAGCACGAAGAUCAACUGCAUUCAGCAAACAACAAGCAGACAAGUAAAGAUGACUUAUCACUUACUUUGCGUCGUGGGAUGCGUAGUCAGGAUAAAUCCGAACCCAUUAAGAUGGACAGCUUUGUAGAGACGUCGAUGAAUCCACGCGACCCGCGCCGUCGAGUUGUACAAAAACGGAUGGAACUAGAGCGUGCAGCGGCAGUAGCGGCUUCAGUUAACAAACCGUGCAAUAGCGAAGAGAAGCUAAAAACAUUGGAGAACUCUACCGACGAUAUGGCACAAAAAGAAAAUAUUCAACAACCCAAAGUGGUGAACACUAAUUCAGCGAGUCCGGCGAAAAGAUCCAGCGUCCCUGCGAGUGCGCAGCCACCACCAACCAAGCUUGAAGAUAGUAAGACCCCCGCAGUGCGUAGAAUCAGUGCACGGAGGGCGUCCGUUUUUGUACGUUCGCCAACACCACCAUCAUCUCUCGUGCAACCAAUUUCGUCGGCUACGGCAGUAACGGCCGAGAAAAACACCGCCGAUGGGCAAAGUGACAAAGGAAAAUCUAAAGAGGACGAGCAUCUGCGUACCAUUGGACACGAAACCAGACGCAUCUAUCGACGGCGGGCCUCUAUCUAUCAGGUUCCGAUCGAGCUGCUCCAGCAGGACGAUGCAGAUGAGUUCGAGCAACGCGAAGCCGAACUAGAAAAGAAGAGAAAGUCCGCGCAGCAGGGCAGCACCACACGUCGGUCAAAAACUCCCGGACCCGGGGAAUGGAAUCGCCGCAGUCAGAUACGCUUGAAUGGUAAGCCCGAGCCAUCGAUUGAAUCGUUAUUGCUGCAAGCAACCAAUUCGUCCGAUAGCUCUAAUGUCCUUAAUGGUCCGAAACGGCGAACAACGAAGAACAGUCAGAUAGCGGAGACGGUUUCAAAGUUGUUCAACAUUCAGGAAGAAAUUAUGCUGAUCGAUAGUAGCCGUCGUAAACCAAAAAAAGUCAACACCGCACCCUUAACAUUAUCAUCGACCCCGGCACAGCCGUCGCUGUCCCAGGUGGCAAACAUGCCGGAAGAAAGUGCAAAUGCCGCAAGUACAUUGCAGGGGUGUGAAAAGUUACUGAGCGCACAACAUCAGCCAGAAGAAUUAACAUUUGUUACGGCUGGACCCGAAGAGGGCAACAUUUCCAACAGUAUGGACAACCAACAACAACAGUCUCCACUGCCAGCAUCGACACCACCGGCAACGCUUCCGUUACCUCCUCCACCUCCACGAAAAUCUAUUUCCUUCUCGAACGACGACGAAGACGAUUCCCCAAAGGUUAUCAACGAGCUGGUGGAAAAUAUUUUGAAAAAUGCACACGAAUCGGACUCCUCCGACGAUUCUGAGGACGACAACAUGUCUCUGGCUUGCUUCGCGGCACAGAAAAAUGGUCCUAAUUUAGACCAGGACGACGGGCUGACGAACAUGUACAUUCCGUUGCGAGCGAUGUCGGUUACAGCAGACGACGAUGACAGCACAACCUACACCGAUGGUAUGGAUGACGAUCUGAUGAGCGUCACGACGGAACUGGCACCAUCAAUCGGCGGCAGCAUGUACGGUGGGCGUGGCGGAAGAAGAAAGCGUCGCCAGUUAGCGCCACGUGGAAGCAAAUUGAAGCGACAACAACAAGCAAAGGCGAAAGCAGCUCAGGCUCAAUCUGAUGACAAGCAUUUAAUAACGUACAACUGUGAACUGUGUAGGAAGGUGUUCAAAAAGCAGGAUGCGUUUAACAAACAUCGUAUGACCCUAACGCAUAUCGCUAAGCUGUCGGAACAGGAGUAUAUAGAAUCGCAGCAGAAACAACAGCAACAGCAGCAACGCGACGAACAUCCAACACGUGACCAAAAGAAUAAUGAACAGGACAAAUUACAUCCACUUUCCAAAGAGCAGCCUGCAGUUGGUAGUAGUAAUUCAUUGUCAAGCGAACCAACCAGUCAAUCAACUGCAGCAUCUUCAUUGUUGUUGACUUAUCCUCGCGAGCUGGAAGGCGCGGAAGAGGAAACAGCAUUACAACAACCGAAAGAUCUAGAUAAAAAUACAUUAAAAGUUCUCAGCCAGGAAGAAAAGCUCUUUUACGAGUGUUGCUCGAUGCUGAAGGAAUCCAAAACAACCGAAGGCGACAAAAUGAGUGUAACUGUGUCGCUUAAAACGAAUGAAAUGGAUGAUGCGCCGGAGUCAGCAAUAUCAAUGCUUAGUGUCCCAGUCCGAGGGGAUGAUAAAUUUGGUGACGUGCGAUACCCACUGCAUUCCGUUCGUCAGCCUCCUUCGUACUUAGGGCGCACUGUGGUUCCGACGAUAGUCGAAUCGUUGGAACCACGGUAUACGCUCCCGACGCAGUCUGCAAAAGAUUCUCCGUGCUAUCCAAAGGAAGAAGGUGUUCCCCCGGAGAAAGCAAAUUUUCAAACAUUUCGCGACGCGUGCCAUAGUGAGGGAGGUAAGGUACAAAACAGGUCAAACGUCGUCGUGGCCGCCGAAGGGUACGGUAAUAUUUCACCUCAAAAUUCGACCAAAUCGUCGUCCACUACCAGCAGCAGCAGCAGUAGCAAUGCGAAAAUAAAAACGAAGGGCGCGUUAAAGGGGUACGAUAACUUCAAAGUGUCGAUACCGAUGACGGGGCUGAUCAUGACGACGAACACUGGUGGAGUCGCGCCGGAAGAUAUCGACGGGAUCGGAGGAAGUAGCAUUGGAUCAAAUUCCAAAGAAUCGCGACUGGACACGCUAGCAGACGUGGCGCUCUGUGGAGAUAUUCCAAUCGAAUUCGGUGUGCUUGGACAGUACGACCGGAAGCUGGAAGCAAGCAGUACACAAAUCGAAUGCACUUCACUCCCGACGGUCCAGCCGAGUUCCGCAUCGAUGGUUAAUUCCAAUGUAAACUCAAACGAAGUGACACAGAACAAAAACGACGACGGGGAGGAUAUGAAAGAAGCUGCUACAUCUUCUAUUUUAGAUCCUGGGGCAAAUGCUCAGUCGCAUGCAGGUGAAAUUGAUAGUUGUAAAUCCGAGGUGGCUGUUUUGGGAACUAAAAACCGUGGCGCAACAUCGUACAGUACCCCAUCAACCGUACGCUCGCGGUCCGGCUCGCGAAAGCGAAGAAAGAUUGAGCCAAAGUCGAAACAAACGGUUGGGAAGGGUGGCGGAACAGGAGUGCAGCUUGCGGCAACAAGACUCGAACCCACCGCUAGCCACCACCACAAAUCGCCGGAUGAUGAUGAUGUGUACGCUUUUCAAGAUUCUCCUAGCGAUGAUGCGCUACCCGGGACGUACACGUCGAAAAAGUCCCACGACCCAGUCUUGUCGAUUGGUAGCGGCAGGGAAGGAGGAGUGCAACAGCAAAACCGGGCACAGAAACGCGAGGCUUCCCCUGCACGACGAGAAGACGAAGAGGAUAGUCAGGUUUCUAGCCUAAGUUUCUCCGAUCGGGACGAUUUUGUGUACGGUACCAACACGAUGAGCGACGAGGAUGAAGAAGAGGAAGAGGAGGAAGGUAAGAGCAGUAGUAACAGCAGCGGACAGACGACGCCGAAAAAGAAAACCAAAGCCGAUGUUCAGAAAAAAAGUUUGAUCAUGGGUCGCAUUUUCAAAAAAGGUGGCAAAAAGGAAAAGACCAAGGAAAGCAUUGAAGCUGUCCUCAGCAAGAAGACUGGUGUCAUGCUACCUUCUUCCUCGGUUGAUACAAAGCAUUCUAUACUGGACCCUUCUGCGGUGGCAUCAUCAAAGGCACCCCCCGUUAAAGACUUUGAUAAGCUGUUCGAUACGCUGAAGAAUGCUACUCCCUCUCAGGAAGAUCGUGUCGAUACGGAUCGUAUGAAGCGGCCAACCUCCGAGAAGCGUCACGGUGAAGUCUUCGAUAAGGAUCCGAAUGUAACAUUCGAAGCUGGCAUGGUGAUGGUGCAGGAGGGUAACAAGUAUUCCGAGCUCAAGGAUACCAAGAAUGAACACGAACAACUAACUAACAGUGCAACCGCUCCGAGUCGGUUGCGCCGGACGGCAACGGUUCGGCAGAAAAAGUUGACCGAAACGUGGGAUUCCGAUGAGUACGAAGAUUUCCAUUCCGACGAUAUCAUGGGACUAAUCGACCGGGUAGAUGACGCUGAAGUAAAUAAUAGCGAUAAACCAGCGGCGAAUAAUAAUGGGCAAGUGGGAGUGGAUAGUGCAGAACCGCGCUCGGUUAGUAUACCGUACUUUCUUGGUCUUUCGCUGAAGUCGCACAUCGAUCGAGCGGAAGGCGGUAAGCAGCAUACUGAUGAAACGCUGGAACAUCAUGGAGACGAAUUGACUGGAAACAAACAGCCACCGUCGACGCUGGAUGUCGUCGUAACGGAUGACACCAUUCGAAAGGUGAUGGAAAGUGUCAUUCUGGAGACUAUGGUAAAGAGCAGCAGUCAAAAGGGCACGCUAGCAUCAUCUGGUAAUCACCGAAAAACGUCCAACAAAUCACAUAAACUUACCAACAACAGGGCCAACAUCAGCCUUGGUGUGUCGGCAUCAUCUGGAAACUAUAGCGCAACAAUCGUUCCAAAGAAAAAGAAAGACAUGCUCCAAAGUGAUGCCGAUGGCACACAAGCGUUGGAAGAACACGUGCUCGAAAGUAGUGUGGUUAUAUCGUCCCAGACGAUAACGACCAAGUUCAAGCAGAAGUUGAAUAUAUCCAAGCGGAGCAGCACCCCUAGUAGCGAAGGAGGAAGUAGUAUGGUUGAGGGUAGUAAUAGUAAAAAUAGCUCCAAAAAACCCAAAACUUCCUCCGUACUAAGUCGUGAUCCGAUGUUGGAGCAGGAUAAUAACAGUGCGCCUGUUACCGUAAACUCGCUCGCUGCCAACAAUAACAACAACAUUCACAAUAAUAAUAACAACCAUAGUAACAAGCACAACACCAAUAAAGUAAAAGCAUCGACAACGUUGUCGAACACAUUCAAACCAAGUCCUACGGCGGUAAAAGGUCGCAUCAUCAAUGAUGGCUCGUGCGUGGUAGGGUCAAAAGUUCCUGCCGGCAGAGGUAGGCCCCCCCUGAGCUCGACAGCAGCCGCUGGUGCAUCUAGUACCACCUCCAGACAAAAAAAGUCAGCACCAAGACGGAUGAAAAACGUAGCCUACGAUCCGGACAGUGACUAUGAGCAUAGUAUCAAAUAUAAAAAGGUGAAACGCAAACUGUUGGAAAGCGAUAUCGAAGCCAACCUGAAGAUUGAGCAACUGCAAUCAUCCCUUAGCCCGGACGUCGGUAGCAUGAUGCUGUCGACCACCACGCGCCGUAAGCGGAACGCUGGAGACAUGCUGUACUACUGGUCCUCCUCGAGUGACGAGGAAGAAGCGGCAAGUGAAGGCGAAGAUGGCUACGAUAGUUGCGAAGCAGUUGGAAAACCCAAAAAGAAGCGUUCCAGUGAUGCUCGGGGAAACAAGAAUACUACGAUGGAAAAACAAACCUCUACCGGCGGAGGGGGUGGCAGAAAACCGCGAUCCAAGGGCCCGAAACCGAGCGCCGGUGAGUUUCUGUUAGCCGAUAGUCUCGAUGGCGGAAAGAGGUCUGAUGCUGGCGUAAGUAGUGAGCACGGUGCAAAGCAACUACCUGAUGUAGAUGGGUCUUGCGUUGUGCCAAGUGAUGGUGGUGGUGGUGGCGGCAAAACGAAACAAAACUCAUCAAAACCCAUCGUGCACCCUAGCAUCUUAGAAAGCUCUGGCGGCACGACACUGGUAGUAACCUCUACGGCCGAUGAGGCGGCGAAUGUAGUCGGGACUUCUGGUAAAAAUGGUCGAGGACGCAAGCAGCAGCAGCACCAGCAGCAAUCAAAUCAAGGUAAACCAACGGCUGGCAAUGAUGCGGUUGUGGAUACGACGAGCAGCAACAGCAACGAAAAUCUCCAGCAACAUGGAUGGAUCGUUGGUGACUCGCAUAAGAAGCUUGUCACACUGCUGGCGCAUGCAAAAGGUAAGCAGGAGCGAAAAACGACAAACCAUCGACGAAAGUGAAGCGUACAAAAAUGUGUUAGAGAAACAAAAAAAUAAAUAGUAAAUACUAUUCUAGGGCGGUGGUAAAAUAUGGACUCGCUUCCUGGGGAAGGAUUGAUUUUUUUUGUUUUGUUUUCAACAUAUUAAUUCUAAUCCAUUAGUCAAGUGUAAUAAAAUUAGUUUAAUUGUAGCCCAUUUAGCAAACAGUGCGCCUUACCGAUAGCGUAGGUUUUGGUUUGAUUUCGAUUUAGAUUUUAUUUUCUGAAGCUGUACAGCAGAUUGUACGGAGUUUUUAAGCUUUAUGUUGUAAUUGUAAUGUCGAACAAUGAGGCGUCCUAAUUAAAGAAAAAAGAAUCGCCAAGAAUAAAACAAAGGGUAAUCUUGUGAUAAAAGCGCAUACUUCUUCACGUAAAAAUAGCAGAAGCCCCCCCCCCCCCCCCCCCCCGCUCCCUCCCCCUGACCAUCCCACACUAAACAGGUGGUGUGACAAACAGGGAUGUGGGGAUAGUAGUAGUAAUGUUGCCAUCUGAAGGUAUCGUUAGAGAAAUGCUAACUGUUAAUCAUGUGUUUUCAACUGAUCAACAUAGGACAUUAUGUACAAGACACUGAUUCAUUACAUACACAUAUAUAUACACACACACACACACACACAAACACAUACAAUCACCGCAGGCUGGAAAAAUGAGUGGAAGUAUAUUCUUAGGCCUCUUCCUGGUCCUUCCAUCGCAAUUCAACUCAUUUUGUACUAAUUGUAAAACGCGGGUUUCACCUUGUUCAGCACAAAAUGAACUGCGAUUAAGUACACAUAUUACAGCAGUAAUACGACAAAAUUGCGGUAGUCUUGUGAUAGACCUUGAUGCGGGAUGAUAGCCAACAGGAAAAUAUAUUAAGAUGAUCUCUUCCGCUGCGUUGAGGAAGUGCAAUUUGAAUCCCUGCUCAACCUAGUCUUGGAAGAUUGCGUUUACACACUUUCCUAGCCUGUUGAACCAUAUGUAUUGCAGUACUUGUCUAAUCAUUCAACAAAUACGGAACGAGGCUAGACACGGUGCAUAAAAGAAUAAGCACCUGAACAAAAAUAAGUAAAUUCGCUUUCAGUUGUAAUUCUAAGAACCAGAAUAGUGUCAUUGUAUAAAGUAACAUUUCAUCGUAUUACAUGACGAUGACAAAAAUAAUCUUGAAAGCUGCACAUCACCGUAAUCGCUGUCUCAAAAAGGCUAGAACCGACACACAAGUAAAGCAACAGACAGUGUUGGCAUUGAAAGAUACGCAAAUUUGUCAUGUAGUAAUAGCAUUUCCGACAAAAAAUAUCUUCAUGUGCGAAUACUUUAGUGUAAGUUAAUGAUGCAAUGAACAAAACUGACUAUUUUUAUUUAUGUUGAUGUAUCAUCCUCAUUUUACAAUCUACUCUACUUUAUACCGAAAUCAAUAAAGUGUUACCGCUCUGU
Molecule: messenger RNA, 16861 nt
Organism: Anopheles coustani
Lineage: Eukaryota; Metazoa; Arthropoda; Insecta; Diptera; Culicidae
Product: serine-rich adhesin for platelets-like
Exons: 5
Coding region: 150-15437 (5095 amino acids)
Source: RefSeq, a predicted model, not a curated record